AUGUCCAACAAGUUCACCGGAGUCCUCGCUGCUCUCAUCACCCCCUUCACAGAUGACGGCAAAUCUGUAGACGCAGGCCGAUUCAAGGCUCACAUCGACGACCUCUUCGAUGCCGGCAUCCACGGCCUCGUUCCCGGCGGCAGCACAGGUGAAUUCACCGUGUUGAGCCUCGAGGAACGCAAGCAAGUCAACGAGCUCGCUGUGAAGUUUGCCGCUGGUCGUGGGCCCGUCAUUGCCGGUGUUGGCAGCACCAAGACCGAAGAAGCUGUCGACCUCGCUCUCCACGCUGCGCAGAUCGGCGUCGAUGCCGUCAUGGUCGUUCCUCCUUACUACGACCCCGUCAACUACGAGCAAUUGAAGGAACUUCUCUCUGAGAUCCACCAGGCCUCCAAGCUUCCUAUCGUCUACUACAACAUUCCCUCCAUCAGCGGGUUGACUCUCUCCCCUGAGGAAAUCGCGGGCCUAAGCUCGGUCGGCGUCUCCUCGUACAAGGAUACAUCUGGUAACGCACCGGACUUUACCGAGCUUGUCUUUGGAUACGGAGAUAAGAUCGCCGCGAUGAACGGAUGGGAUACUCUCACUUUCUACGGUAUGGCCGCUGGCAACGAGGCUAUCAUUUGGGGCGCUGCCAAUGUUAUUCCCGAAAUUGCCGUCGAGCUGUGGAAUGCCAUUGCGGUUCAGAACGAUAUUCGCCGUGGUCGCGAAAUCUGGAAGCAGAUUUGGCCCAUUUGCAAGUUCCUGGAGGCUCACAACUACUCCGCUGCUAUUAAGACUGGAAUGGAGCUUCGGGGUAAGAAGACUGGUGGUGUUCGCAAGCCUUUUACUCUGUUGGAUCCUAAGUACCACGAUGAGUAUCGCCAGCUUUUGCUCAAUGCUCAAAUUCAGCUUCCUUGA
Molecule: messenger RNA, 894 nt
Organism: Penicillium olsonii
Lineage: Eukaryota; Fungi; Ascomycota; Eurotiomycetes; Eurotiales; Aspergillaceae
Source: the annotation of a GenBank genome assembly